AGCUAUAUAUAUGCAUGCAUGAGGAUGAGGCCAUCAUCUUGCUCUAUGGAACACUACUGUUGGUUUUGUGUUUUUAUUGGUGUAGAAACCAGAGAGUACUUACCCUUAUUCAACGAGUCCGGCAAAAUCCAGGCUUCUGAGCAGAUCGUUAGGGGUUGCUGGUUCUGCAGAUUUUAUACCAUGAUCUCUUGUUUGACAGCAAGAACAAUCGAGGCUUGUUUCCGGAUAUGCUGCCUCAUCUUUGAGCUUGCCGGUCAAUCUUCACCGCCCGCUGGUAGAGGAGCCCUUGAUGAUAACGCAAAACUUGCAAACCUCAAUGAAGCUCAGACUAGUACACGACAAGAAACUAUUAGCAGGAAAGACUUCCCUGCUGAUUUCAAAUUUGGUUGCGCAACUUCUGCUUUGCAGACAGAAGGAUGCGGAACGGAAGGAGGGAGAGGACCAGCGACAUGGGAUGAGUACAUACAAGAUGGAACUCCACCCAUAAAAAUUGCAGUUGAUUCGUACCACCGCUAUAAGGAGGACGUGCAACUGCUCAAGGCAAUGGGAGUGGAUACUUACAGAUUCUCCAUGUCUUGGUCAAGAAUUCUCCCUGAGGGAACCAUAGACGGGGGAGUAAACCAGGAGGGUAUCGACUUCUAUAACAACUUCAUCAACGACCUAAUUGCGAAUGGGAUAACUCCAUUUGCGACACUGUUCCACUUCGACUUGCCCACAGCACUGAACACCAAAUACACCGGUUUCUUAAGCAUUGACAUUGUGGAGGAUUUCAAAGCAUAUGCUGAUUUGUGUUUCAAAACUUUUGGCGAUCGAGUGAAGCACUGGGCAACUAUCAAUGAACCACAAGUAUGGGGUCAAUAUGGCUUCACUAACCCAGAUCCGAACGCAAACGCUGCCACCGAUCCUUUCCUCUCUACACAUCAUGUCUUGUUGGCUCACGCUGCUGCUGCCAAACUCUACAAAAACACAUACCAGGCAUCACAAGGAGGAGAGAUUGGAAUUCCCCUGGUUGUUGAAUGGUUUGAGCCAUUUGAAGACACCAUUCCAGAUAAAGCUGCGGCCCGUAGAGCAUUUGAUUUCUUAGUCGGAUGGUUUAUGGAGCCACUAGUAUAUGGUGAUUACCCGUUCAUUAUGAAAACUCUAGUAAAAGAUGGACUUCCAAAUUUCACAGACGAGCAGAAAGAGCUGGUAAAAGGGUCAUACGAUUAUAUUGGGGUGAACUACUAUACUUCCCGAUUCGCGGCUCCGAUAGCAAUAGUCGACGGUGAAGAAAUUACCGACUCUGAUCAGUACCAGCAUGUUAACAUCACAGUCGAUGGACCAGAUGGGGAACCCAUAGGCACUCCAACACCAGGGAGCAGUGAGAUCUAUGUUUACCCACAAGGGCUGAAAAAGGCAUUGAUUUUACUGAAGGAAUACGGCAAUCCCAAAUUUUACAUUACUGAGAAUGGGUAUCCAGACAAACGAGAUGACACCAUUCCAAUUUCAACUGCUUUGAUCGACGAUGCUCGAAUUCAUCAUAUAAAGGAUCACCUCACCGCCAUUAAAGAGGCCAUGAACACCGGAACAAAUGUGAAGGCUUACCUGAUGUGGGCAAUGUUGGACUGCGUGGAGAUGGGAUCCGGUUAUCAAGUUCGAUUUGGUCUCAAUUUUACAAAUUACCUUGGCAACUUGAAUCGAACUGCCAAGAAAUCCGCCGGCUGGCUCAAAACUUUCUUGACUUCCUGAUGAAGCUCUAUUUGAGCAUACUUCUGUAUACUAUGAAGUUUACUUCAAUGUAAUUGAUGACUAGUUUGGACGUAUGGUAUUGCAUAUGAACUUUCAAGUAUAUAUGUCAAACACUGCAACUGUUGCUUAUAAGUUAUACCAUACUCGACUUUGCCAUGC
Messenger RNA from Fragaria vesca subsp. vesca, 1887 nucleotides. Its product is annotated as beta-glucosidase 24-like. The record is from RefSeq and is a predicted model, not a curated record. Gene Ontology annotation, molecular function: beta-glucosidase activity. Bases 19 to 1728 code for a protein of 569 amino acids. The transcript is spliced from 14 exons. NCBI's taxonomy places the organism in Eukaryota, Viridiplantae, Streptophyta, Magnoliopsida, Rosales, Rosaceae. Gene Ontology annotation, biological process: carbohydrate metabolic process.